CGCCCUGCGCAGGAGGGGGGCGGUGGUGGGCCGGGAAUCUCAUCACGCCCAGGUAAGUCCUUUCCCACCUGGGCAGGGUAAAUAGAACAAGGUUUGAAUUACCCGGCGUGGCCGAGGCGCUGGCAAGUGCGGGCAGCUUCGGCUGGGGACGCAUCCAGGGCAGCCGGUGCUGGCAUCCUGGGGUACCCUGCGCUGGGAAUGCCGUGCUCCGGAGGCGCUUGGGCCUCCCUGAGCAGGGAUUCUGCUUCGAGGGUUGUGGGGUUGGAGCACCCCGCUCUCACCAGGGUCACCCAGAAGCUCAAGGGUCUCCUUGCUCCGCAUCCAGGGAUCUCCUGGCUCGUGUCUCUGGCAGCUGCAGCGUCAUUCCCGGGGGCUCCUGUUGCCCGUUCCGCAGACAGGGAAACUGAGGCAGGCGCUGGGGCUGGAGCGGGCAGGGAGGGUUUGCCGGAGGCAGGUUUCCUUGCGGGCGCCCCCGGUGAGUCAGCCGGGGCCGGGGUGGGGCCUUGUUCCCGCAGCGCCGGGACAGGGAUAACGGAGAGGGAAAGCGCUUUGCAUAUUUGAUCAAACCUAACAGGUCGUCACCGGGCCCCUUGCGAAAUGUGGGAAUGCCGUGGGGCGCCCCGCCGGGAAGGGAGGCGGGAGAGCGCCUGCCGGGGGGCAGGUGAGGGGCAUGGCAGCGGGAUGGGAGCCUCUGCACGGCCGGGAUGGGAACGUGGGGUCUGCCUUGGACCCCCGGCCCCAGCAGGAUGCGGCCCCACUCUGGCUGCACGCCCGGAGCUGGGGACAUGCUCAGGGGAUGCUCUGCGGUGCCCAGGGACCUCCACCGGCUCGGGCCCCGCCGUGACCUCUCUCUUGCCUCUCCCCCCACAGGCGUCGUGCCCUUCGUGGCCCUGCUCCUGCUGCAGCGGCGGCCGGUGGCCGGGCGGGCGCUGCUGGUGAGCGGCCCCGGCUGCCCGGGCCACGGCUUGUGCCGCUCCAACGUGCAGGAGCAGACCCGCAGGCAGGUUGCGCUGCUCAACGCCACCGCUCAGGACCUCUUCAGCCUCUAUCUGAAGUGCCAGGGAGAGCCGUUCAGCAGCGAGACCGACAAGCUCUGCAACCCCGGCAGCGUGUUCUUCCCCGCCUUCCGCGUCAACCGGACGAGCGAGAGGAAGGAGGUGAUGGUGGCCAUGUACAAGCUCUUCGCCUUCCUCAACGCCUCGCUCGGCAACAUCACUCGGGACCAGGAGGAGCUCAACCCCACGGCCAAGGAGCUCCUGGACCGGCUCCACAACACCACCAAGACCACGCGGGGCCUCAUCUCCAACCUCACCUGCCUGCUCUGCAAGAACUACAAUGUCUUCCAGGUGGACGUCAGCUACGGGGAGAGCUCCAAGGGCAAGAGCACCUUCAAGAAGAAGCAGCAGGGCUGCCAGGUGCUCAGGAAGUACGUGCAGGUCAUCGCCCAGGCCGCCCGCAUCCUCCUACCUCACCUCAGCCCCCCGUGAGCACCUGCCCCGGCUCCUCUGCCCCGCACCGGCCGCCUCUCAACUCCUAUUUAUUACCCUGGACCCUGCGCUGGCCCCACCGACCUCUGGCCUUUAUCUGCCCCUUGCUGGGGUGAACGUUGCAGCCUGGUGUGUCCCGGGCGGAGCAGAGCUGGGGCCGGCAUCCAGCGGGAUGAGGCAGCGCAUCCCAGAGGUGAUGCUGCAGCGCGGGCUGGUCCUGGGAUGCAUCUCGGCUGUUCCCGUGCUCCAUGUGGGGAGCUGUGAGGGGCUGGCGGCAGGGCCAGACUCUGUCCCUCACAGCCGGUGUCCUCCAUCCUGGAGAGGGACCCGAUGGACAUCCCGAGCAUCGCCCCAAAUCCUCCACUGCCCUGGGAAAAAGGGCUGGGAUGAAGGACGCCGGGAUGCUGCGGCUGCUGGGGACACCGAGUGCGGGGACCUGCACACCUUGAGGCUGGGCUCUGCCACAAAGGAGCCAAACUGAGGGUACGGGGUGGCCGUGGCAGCUGGGGCUGGGGCUGGGUCCCACCGGCUGGGACAAGGCCACCGCUGGGGACAGAGCCGGC
This is a messenger RNA of Pezoporus flaviventris, 2050 nucleotides long. It is a transcript of the gene LIF, whose product is annotated as LIF interleukin 6 family cytokine. The coding region runs from base 705 to 1487 and encodes 260 amino acids. Gene Ontology annotation, biological process: immune response. Lineage: Eukaryota; Metazoa; Chordata; Aves; Psittaciformes; Psittacidae. Gene Ontology annotation, cellular component: extracellular region. Gene Ontology annotation, molecular function: cytokine activity; leukemia inhibitory factor receptor binding. The record is from RefSeq and is a predicted model, not a curated record. The transcript has 2 exons.